Messenger RNA from Thunnus maccoyii (southern bluefin tuna), 2245 nucleotides. RefSeq names its product LIM domain only 4b (gene lmo4b). The transcript has 5 exons. The record is from RefSeq and is a predicted model, not a curated record. Bases 216 to 1292 code for a protein of 358 amino acids. Lineage: Eukaryota; Metazoa; Chordata; Actinopteri; Scombriformes; Scombridae.
UGAUAAUUCACAUUCAAACUGGCUUAUUAUAAAGGUUUUCUUUAGCGUCUUGUCAGUCGGUGUGUUUCUCUCAUAAGUAUCCCUGUCAAUGUUUUUGAGUGUGUACGUUUGACACUCGUCUCUUCUCCGUUUCUUUCGCACCUCUCCGGUCCAUCUCUGCCGUUCACCUCCGUCUCCAUCCCUCUCUGAUUGGCUGGAUUUGUUAUUCCUCUUAAAUGGGCUGCUCGCCGAUUGGCUGCGGCCGCCCCUUCGUCACGCGGCUAAAAGGGGUUUUUACUGGAGGUUUCAUCCUGUCAGCGACACAUGUAGAACAACCAGCUAACGGGACCCGCAGACCAGAGCAGAGGACAGUCAAUUACAGCCUCUCUGCCAGCCUCGUUAUAUUCUUCCUUCCUUUCUUUCUGUCUGCCAAAACACGCACUUGUCACGGUUUGAGGACAUUACGGCAUGCGCAGACCUGUAAUUACGUCUCGCAAUGGACUCCUUUUGUUCCAGCGGGGAAAAAAAGAGCUCUGAAGCAGCAACAGCAAAGCGGGAAGCAUCCAGUGGAAAUACUAUCUGAUAACUCCAUUUGCUCGGCUCUCUCUCUCCGCUUGUGGCCGGUGAGCUCAGGUCCUCGCUCAGGUUGGCUGUCCGCGCGGAGCUGGAGGCCGACCACGCGCGAUAGUGUGUCCGCUUUUUUUUUUUUUUUUACCUGUACUUUUUUGGGGGGAGACUGUUGUACCUGUUUACCUGCCUACCUUCAAGUCAUUAACUUCACAGCCAUUACUCUUAAAAGAGGCGAACGAGGGACAAUGGUGAAUCCCGGAGGAAGCAGCCAGCCACCACCGGUGGGCACAGGCUCUCUGUCCUGGAAGCGGUGUGCAGGGUGUGGGGGUAAAAUCGCAGACCGUUUCCUCCUUUACACCAUGGACAGCUACUGGCACAGCCGAUGUCUCAAGUGCUCCUGCUGCCAGGCCCAGCUGGGUGAAAUCGGCACGUCGUGCUACACGAAAAGCGGCAUGAUCCUCUGUAGAAAUGACUAUAUCAGAUUAUUUGGAAACAGCGGAGCUUGCAGUGCUUGUGGUCAGUCCAUUCCAGCCAGUGAACUGGUGAUGAGGGCACAGGGCAACGUGUACCAUCUCAAGUGUUUCACAUGUUCCACCUGCCGGAACCGGCUCGUCCCCGGGGACCGGUUCCACUACAUCAACGGCAGCCUGUUCUGCGAACACGACAGACCCACAGCACUCAUCAACGGCCAUUUGAGUUCACUGCAGACGAACCCACUACUGCCCGACCAGAAGGUGUGUUAGACGGACGACGUGCAGGAAGCAGGAUGUGUGCCUUCAUUUUAGCCCUUACUCAUUGUCACCCGAGACAGCGUGGAUCAGCAGCACCCCGGCCUUUUAGCUGUGCUCCCAGGCCCUUUUGCCCUAAAGGAAUCCUCCACCCAUCUUACCAGUAACCUGACAUUUAUUUCUGCAACCCAUACCCAACGCUCAGCCUUCAACCUUGGCUUUUCCCCAAAUAUGGGUGGAUACUUGCACUUAAUGCACCUGAAUCGGGAAGCUGAGGACUCCAUGACCUUGGAAUAACAAAGGAGACCGAUCAGAAUCCAAGGGACUCUUCAGGAAGAGAAAAUUAAAUAACACACAGAGGAUGUUGUGACUGAAGUGAGGGAAAGAGAGAAAAAAAAAAGACUAAUGAGGUUUAAGAGAUGCAGGCUUUUCAACGCUGCAUAUUUGUUUAAAGACAUUUUGGGGAAAAACCAGGACCUUUUUCAUUUUUCCUCUCUUCCUUUUCUAUCCUCAUUUCCCAACAACAUGGUGUUUCCACUUUAUAUAUUUUAGGUGUUGUCAAAGGGGAAUGUGUUUUUUUUUUUUUUUUUUUCUUUCUUUGGUGGUAUAUAUUAAAAAAAUGGGGUUUUAAAAAAAAAAUCUGUGGCUUUUUGUGGAAAACAAAUCAUGAACACACUCUUGGUGUAUUUGUAAAACUACCAUGUAUGUACAGUAUGCAUGUAAAUGUCGUUGUCCAGGCGUGGCUACAGUACAUUCAACCCUCCGCACUCAGCUCCAGUCCUCCCUCCUCCCCCCCCCUUUCAAACCUGAACCCAUGGCAAACUGAAGAAAUUUGCUCAUAGUCAGUAAUGUAGAGAUCAUCACCAACAUAUAAAUGCUGAAUGAAAGAGAAAUUUAUUUGUGAUAUUUUCCGAGACAUUUGCUCCAGUAUGGUGUAUUUAAUUAAUAAAAAUAUUGAAGAUUUAAAA